Messenger RNA from Cavia porcellus (domestic guinea pig), 10045 nucleotides. Its product is annotated as syntaxin-8-like. The transcript has 5 exons. The record is from RefSeq and is a predicted model, not a curated record. The coding region runs from base 5592 to 7160 and encodes 522 amino acids. NCBI's taxonomy places the organism in Eukaryota, Metazoa, Chordata, Mammalia, Rodentia, Caviidae.
UAGCUCGUCCUAGUGGUUACAGCGUUUCCUGGUCGUUAUGGUAACGGACGUGCGCAUGCGCACCUGGUCUACGUUGCCUAACCAUUUGGGAGGCUGGCGUUGACUUGCUCUCUUGCAAAUAGAGCUAGGGCGUCCUUUAUCUAUUUUCUGCAAAUUUAAGGGACAUAUGGUAGGGUGGGUACUAAGUGCACAGAACAAAUUCCUCCCUUCUUCGAGUGGUCUAUGACUUUUUGCUCGGGGACUCCAAAGUAAAGCAUUUACUUUGCAAACUCCAGUCGCGCAGCGGCCGAACCUCUCAGGAGUGAACCACGCGGGCCACCGUAGUCAGCUGCUGGAGCAGGAAGUGUUGGAGCGGCGGGCGGAGACUGCAGUAUGGCACCGGACCCCUGGUGAGCCCCAGCGGUUCUCCACGUACGAUUCCACCUGUCAAAUUGCCCAAGACAUUGCUGAGAAAAUUCAACAACGAAAUCAGUAUGAAAGAAGAGGCGAAAAGACACCCAAGGGUCAACAUCUUGAUUAUUAAGGGGAAGCCUGUUCUGAUUUAGAAGGAGAGCAUUCUCCAAAGGACCCACGAGGUUAUAGGUGGUGCCUUCGGAUGGUGGCCGAAUCAUGCGGGCAAUAUAGGCAAAGUGAAUUCCUACGUUUUCAGAUGGCACGUGCUUUCACAGUGGUAAGUCUUAACGCCUGAUCCUUCAAAGGCACACGGACUAACAAGUCCUUAGGGUGAGACACAAAUCACACAGCAAGUGGGACACAAACCUCAUUUCUUGAAUUUGCUAAGUGCACUUCACACCAGUUAAAUGCCUUAGAUAUCGAUAUUAGGGAACUCUGGUGAGAAUUUAAUAAUCAUUCUCAUUAUAAGCACAAAUAAAAUUUUAUAUAGUUUCUAAAAAUAAAUACUCUGUUCCUAUAUAUGAUGGGGAAUUCAUUUUAUGCAAAUUUAAAUAUGAUCAAAUAUUUUAAGUUUUUGUAAAUUGUACAAAUUAAAAUUUAAAAAGGCUUCAAGAGACCAUCAUGACAUACUCCUUGCAUUAUAUUUAAUUCUAUAAAAGCUAACAUGACAUUAGAAGUGAUUAAUCAUGUAUAACUUUGAACAAGCUUUUUUUGUUUAAACAAACAAAUAGGGAUAAAGUCGUCUGACUCUGGCUUUUGUGAGUGAGAAGUGAGAGAGUCCAAUAAGGUGCUUGGCCCAGUGCUUGUCACGUAAUAUUGCUAAAAGUUAGUCACUAUUAUAAUUCUGUUUCUAAGGGUUGAGUAGGUAAAAUUUCAGUUUUUUAAAUACUAUGAGUAACACUGCUCCACACCUUGGUCCCAGUGGCGUAUUUUCCGUGUUGUAGCAUUUCCUUCCAGGACUAGAAAAGCGUCACUAGGGGGAGAGGUGAGGGCCUCCUUCUGGUUCUGUAUCUCGCUGCCGCAUCGCCCUUUAGUGAGGUGGUUCCCACUGAACAGGCUGCAGCUGCGCGGUGUUUGCAGAUGCCCAAACUCCUGGACCCUAAGGUGGCCCUGAGGCCUCCCUAGGUGACUGGGCGUGAGCAGUGACAGUGUGCAGGCCCAGAGGGGACAGCCAGGUGGGGCCAGGUGGGGCCAGCCCGGGCCUUUCCAAAACAGGACUUCAUUAAAGUCCCCUUCUCCAGGAGGCCUUCCCUGGCCAUGGUUUCUGAAGGUCCAGCCUCACCUCGGACACUGCUUUCCUCUUCCUGGUCUGUUUGCUUCUUCUCCUCAGGCCUGGUCUAACAAGGUUGAUCUGUCUGCAUAUUGUCUGCCUUCUCCACUAAAGGACAAACACUCAAGGACAAAGAUUUUAUCCAGCACUGAACAGUGCCAGUCACACACCAGCACUCGCUGGAGGCUACACUUUCUAACGGUUGAAUAAAUGAAAGGGUUGUAAACAUUGUAAAUGGGGGCAGCGUCUUAAAAAGCAUCCACCAGCUAUGAUCUUUGAGGAACUCCCUCUUUGUGGGACGCCCCACGACCUGCUGCAAGGUAGCCCUUGUUUCUAUGAGGCCCACUCCAUUGCUGGUGACAAAAUACUCAUAACUAAGUGCAGUAAAACCAUUCACUUUAUCACGUGCAGAGAUUAUGUGGUCAAAGUCAGAUUAGGACAGUGGUAGGGAUGCUUAUGCAGACUGAAAGGCUGGGGUCACUCACAUGGCAGGUGACCAGAGACAUGCAGAGGCUUUUAUCCGAUCUCUUCCCCCAGUACCAUCCUCAUACUGAGCUACAUUCCUGGCAUUUUUAUUUUAAGGAAGCAUGUGACUAAGUUACGCAGGCUAGCCUUGAACUUAACAUUCUGCUGUUGCAGCCUCUCAGAGUGUUGGGAAUUCAUGUGUGCGCUACUAAAGCCGGCUCAUAUUGUUAUUAUUAUCUGUGUUCUCAAGACUAUUCUUACCUGUUUUAUUCCCCUAAGGCAUAAAUGCUGUAAAUUGCGCUACUGGUCAUCGCUUCCCAUUUCUUAUUUGGUCACUCCACACUGCUAGUGUAGAAAGAUCAUGGCGGGGGCUGGAGAUUUAGCUCAGCGGCAUAAGCACCUGCCUUGGAAGCAGGCAGUCGUGAGUUCGAUCCCUGGUACCGAUAAAAAUGAGAAAAAAAAAAAAAGACAAAAAAAAAAAAGAAAGACCAUGGUAAGAGGGUGUGUGUGUUUGCUUGUGGGGCUGGGGAUGGACCCUGGGCUCACACAUGUCAGGCAAGUGCUGUACUGCUGAGCUUAAUCCCAGGCCUGGUAGAAGUUUUAGACCAUAAAAAUCACAUGCUGCACACCAGCCCUUGAUGUGCAGUUUCACUGAUUGAAUACAAUCUAAAGAAAAUGAAAAAUAAGGCUUAAAAGGAGCUCAAUGUAAACGUACACCAUUUCGACACCUGUCAUGUUGUGAGCUGCACACAGAAGAGAUGUUCUUCUCCUACCCAAAUCCAUCGUUAUUACAGUCAGCAAAGAGGUCACCCGUAUCAUGGAGGAGCCAGUAACACACUCCCACAGUUUUCAGUUGUUUGCACUUUUCUGUUACUGUUUAACCUAGAGGAAAGUGUCAUCCGGCGCUGCUGUUGGAACUACAUCAGUUUGUCGAUUGCGAACACAGGCCAACUAUGAUUCAAAAAUGUAAAAAGCCUUCUGAGAAUUCUUUAGAAAAAGCACUAUGUUAUUCUUCAUAAGUUUUGUGUUCCAUGCCUUUGACAACAGCACAAUGUGUAAGUCACAUGUGUGUACAUGUAAUACAUAUACAUACAUGCACAUAUAUGUUGGUUAUUAAACAUUUACUAACACUGUUAUUAAAUCUCACAGUCUAUGGGUCUGUGCUUUCAAUCCAGAUGUGUCAUUACCAUUAAAGCUCGCAAGCUCACUGCCCUUGUGUGACCUUUUGGGGGGUUCACCACCCAUCAUGCUGAGCGACUCUCCUGUGGGGGGGCGCUGUUCCUCCUGCGAGGUCCACUCACCUUGGGACAGUGGAGGGUUGCUGUGGGCCUGUUCUCUCCCCUCAGUGCAGUUCAUACUGAGUAAAUAAGCUCUUUCAAAAACAAAAACACUACAUCCUGAAUGGCUAUAGCUUCCUCACUUCUAAAAAAUGCAGACUACCCACUUGGGACAGAUAGUCCUGGGCUGAUCGGGAUAGGAGGACAGGAAGUGAUUCCAAGGGGCCAAAAGGAAAGUUUGAAAUGCUCUAUGUACAUGCUCAUGAUCACCACUGGCGGGAUUACAAAGACUGUCUGCCAUGUCGUCACCACGUGCUGUCCUGCCCACUCUUAUGUUUUCCAGACAGUAAGAAUAAUCAGAAAGUAAAUGACCACCCCAACAACCUGUCCUUGUUUACAUGCUGUUAUAGAGUAGCCACGGAGCAGGAGAAGACCGAUAUACAAUCUUCGGCAUGACCCUGGUCAUCACUACGGUGAUGAUGAGCUCAGGGGGGUUCCAGCUUGGUCAUUCCAGUUACCUAAUAUUUGGGGGAAAUACAGUAUGUGACUGUACUCAGCACUACACUUUGGUACUGAAUUCAUUAGCUAAAAUUGAAUCAUUAAUCACGUGUGUGCACCUCAAAGCUACAACCUAUUACGGAGUCACUACCGCCACCCCCAGAUGUUACAUGUGGAAACAAACGUUUUUAUUUCUGAGGGAAAACUAUUGUGCAAAUUUCUAGAAAGUCUCUACUACCUAAUAAAAUAGAAAUGGUGAUAUGAAAGAAAAGCAUCCCAAAUUUUCAUGGCUCUCUAGGUUCAAAUCCCCAGCACUAUAGUUCAGAAAAAAGGCCUCCUCGAGGUGGAAAAGACCUCCCAGCACCGUGAGAAGCAUCAACACACACACGUUGCUUUCAAAGUGAGGAAGUCAGCAAUGGCUGAGAGGGCCAGCGUCUUCCCAGAUGUGCUGUUUCCACAGAGCAUGCUGAAGGAGGCAGACGGUGGAUGGCUGUAACUCCAGCACUCGGGGCAACUGAGGCAAGGAGCUCACAAGACACAGUCCACCCUGACCCCUUUUGUGACUUAGGGAGACCCUUAGUGUUGAUCUAAAAGAAACAGCCUGAGAAUAUACCAGUAUUUCAUUGUGCAGAUGCAAGAUCACAACACCAAACAUGCAAAAUACAAAAACUACUAGGCAGAUGAUAGAUAAAUAGAUUCACAGAUACUCACAUAGAAAUAAUACCAUAACUAGCCACUGUUUUACUAGGUAUGAAGACAAAGUUGGGCUAUAGCUUUCUUAUCAGUUACUAGACCCCAAGUGAUUGGACCUCACUUCCUGGCCACAUGCCCAAACAGAACUUGGAACCCUCGGAGCAAACAUCACAAUCCAGCACCGCCUGCCUCCCCAGCUCAUUUGCCUGGAGGCACUCGGUGAUGAACGUCCUGAGCUGCUUCUCUACAUGCCGAGGGCGCAACCCCAGGACCCCAGGCAGAAAAACUAUAUCCGAAAGACUAAGCAGAUGCUUCGCACCAUCCAGAUGCAACAGCCCACCAUGCGAACAACAGCCAACCGUCACAGCCAGCCCAGUCACAGUCCAACCAAGACCAUCCACCUGGGACCUACCAACAUCAAGGUACCUACCCAAAUACCCGCUGAGGUCAGGUACCAAUGAAACUCAAACUCAAAAGAUCUGUGGGCAAGGCCACCAGGCCCCGAGAUCCCCAGCAGCUCUGGGCAGGUGUCCUCAGAGCCGGCAGCACUGAGGUUAGACAGACAUACGUGUCCAGGGCUCCAGACCAAAGUCACAGUGUCCAGCCCCCGAGAGACACUAAGUAGCCUACAAUAUGCCCAGCUGGGCCACACCAAUACCGGCAAUUACUUGGCAAGGAGCGGGGUCAAACCACACCCUCUCUGGUCAGUACAGGCAGACAGGCCACCCUCGCCCAUCAAGCCCUUCGUGCCAAUUCUCCUGCCUGGCCGAUCCUUCUCUGGCCCUUUCUUCACAAGUACCUCCAUGGCCCAGCCUCCUCCGGAAAGGGCCACAUUACAGGAACGGAUAAAAUGCCAUCCAGUCUUUCUCUUCUAAGAGCAAUGCAAUUCCAGAGACCCGCUCAUUUGGGAAUAAAUAUCUUCUCACCACAGAAUGUGUGGAUGAAAAAGAGACCCUCGCCCUACAUUAACUCUGCAGGGUUUAGAACAUGGAUAUAUGGUUUCUGAGAUUAAUACAGAUUCUGAGCUGGUACUUGAUACAUCAACCUGUGCAGCGAAAUAUCCGAAGUUGCCUGGCAUAUCAGAACAUGUGGAAGUGCCUUGCUUACCGCAAGAUGCUCAGGGGCUUUGCCUCCCAGAACACCCUGAGGUCCCGUGCACACCCGAAUACCUUAAAGUGCCGUUUAUUCCAGAAGCUCCUAGAGCACCUGAUAUAACAGACCAUCCUAAAGUGCUCUGCACAUCUGAAUAUGCCACAGUGCCCUGUGGGCCACAACCUGCCAAGGGGCUUGGUAUAACAGAACACCCUAGGCUGCCUUACGUACCAGAACCAUCCAAGGUGCCUUACAUACCCGAAACUCCGAAAGCGCCUUAUGUAUCAGAGCCUUGUAGUGUGCCUUGGGUACCACAAGGCAUACUGUGGCAUACUGUACCACAACAUACUGACCUUAUUCAUGUAACAGAAUGUCCUCAAGGACCAUGCAGAACAGAACAUCCCAAGGUGCCUUCCAUGCCACAACCCUCUCAGGGGCCUUAUUUCCCAGAAUCUCCUGUAGGGCACUGCAUACAAGAACCUCCUAAGGAGCCCUGGGUACCAAACCAUACUGAAGAGCUACCCGUAAGGGAAUCUCUUAAGGUACCUUCCAGAGCACCACUUCCUCGGGUGCUUUGUGGACCAGAAUCAUCUAAAGGGCCUCAUGUACCAGGGCCUCCUAGGCUGCCUGAGGAUCCAGAACAUGCUAACAUACCAGGCAUUCCAAAACAUCCUGAGGUGUCUUGUAUAGCGGAACGUUCAAAUUUGCCUUGUGCAGCAGGUACACCAAGGGUCGCUUGCCCACCAGAAUAUGCUAAAGUGCCGAGGGGAGCACGGCCUAGUAAUGUGACCUGUGUAACAACGCACACUACAGCGAUUUCUGUGACGGAGCCCCCUACACUACCUGGGGUGUCAGGAACUACCAAGGUACUUUCUGUAAUGGAACUUACCAAAGUAAUUUUCAUAUCAGAAGUUCCACAGGACACUAGUGUACCAGAAUCACCUAAAGUGCCUGACGUUCCCGAACCGUCUAAAGUGCCUUCUACACCAGGCGAUCCGAAAGUGCUUUGUACAUCUGAACAUGCUAAAGUCACCUGGGGGCCAGAACCUCCCAAGGUGCUUUGUAUAACAGACCAUCCUAAGGUGCCUGGCACACCAGAGCCUCCCAAGGUGACUUGUGCAACAGAACAUACUAAAACACUUGUGGGAACAGAAAGUCUAAAGCACCUGGCACACCACAGCAUGCCAAGCUGCCUUAUGUACCAGAAACGCUCAAGGUGCCAUGCAUUUAUGAACAACCUCAGGUGCCUGGCAUACAAGAAACUCGUGAGGCACCUUAUAUAUCAGAACCUCGCAGUGUGCCUUGGGUACCAGAAGCUCCUGAGGUGCCGUGUGUACCACAACAUACUGCAGUCCAUCUUGCAACAGGAGCUUCUGAACUACCUUACCUUAAAGAACUUCCUCAAGGACUGUGUACACCAGAAACACCUAAAGGGCCUGGCAUACCGGAACGUACUAAGGUACCUGACAUAACAGAAUAUCAUAAGCCACCUUAUGUAUCAGGCCCUCAUAAGUGGCCUUGCAUGAGCGAAUAUUCUAAGGCGUCUUGCAUAGAAGAACCCAGCAAGAUUUCUGGUGUAGCAGAACAUACCAUAGUCCUUUCUGUAACUGAAACUCCCAAACUACCUUGCUACCUUCGUUGGCUGCUUUGGAUCCGAAAACCUCCUAAAGUGCCCUGGCUGCCAAUAUGUCAAGUGCCUUGUGCACCACACACUCCUCGGGUAUCCUACGUGUCAGAACAUCCUAACAUACCUUCUCCAGAGGAUAAAUCUACCUACCCCAGCGCUGGUCUCCGCCAGAGAAAGGUUCAUGGUGCUAACGGCCACUCGUUUUCAUCUCAGUGAUUCAGAGAGCACGCUAAUUGUGCCGUCUGCUCAGACCUGACGGGGCCGUUUGGUUGCAAGCUAUACAAAUCUAUGAACUACAAACUCGUGGUGCAGAAGUGCCACACACUUGUUCAAUGCAGGUGCAUUCUUUGCAUGAUGAACGCAUGAUGCAAACAAAACAAUUUUCCAUGGCUGUAGUCCCACUCAGAUAGUAGUCUCAUCAAAUCCUGAAAGCCAUGAGGGUAUGCACGAAAUGCAUGAAGAGGGUGAGGCAAAUAACAGCAAGGACAAUGGCAGGGCUUUGUACUCUUUCGGGCUUCCUGACUUUCAUUUUGCUCGACAAUUAGGGAGAGGAAACCGCCCAGGCUGUAUAAAACAGAUCACAUCUAUGCCACAAACUUGGUUAAAAACAGUGCUGAAAACCUUGCUCCUCCUUGGGCAGAGAAGAACGGAUUGAACAAGACGCCGGAUCACGCCUUUCUCGUUGGAGAGCAUUCAAGUUUUGUGACCCCAAGUGGACUAUUGUUCAUGCUGGACUACUUUGUUUCUCUCGAAACUACAUUACUAUAUAUUUGGGCCCCUGAUUUUGUAGUCUUCAGGGACAUUCAAAAAACAGUAAGAAUUAUGAAUCUGCAAAUACCACAUACAUUAUAGCUGUAUGUCCUAGUCAAGCUAUUUUAUUGAGUCAGACAACACGUGAAAUACAUAGUGGAACACAUUUCAACAUCUUAAAUUAUUACACCACAAAUCUACUUUCUAAUAUUUAAGUGGACAUCGAAAGAGUUACAUGAAGAAAAGGUUUCUCAAAACAAGGCGCAAAAGCCCAAAGGAAUUCUAAUGGGGGCUCAGGAGGAAACAUUUCAAAGAAAUGCCCUGUGUGAGUAUUCUACUUUCUAAAUGCCCAACAGUAAAGAGCGGCUCUUCAAAGCAAGAUGAGAAACAUAUUUCUGACAUGUCAGAGUUCUCUGUAAGUUUACAUUGUGUCUACUGAUUUUUGUUUUUAAGCAAGUUCCAUGCAUUAACAGAAACACAUACACCUUGCAAAUGAACAUGUGAAUCCGCAUAAACAUUUUCCUUUGAUGUUUUCUUUACUUUCAAAUGUAGUUAUUUAAAGGAAAGAUAACAUGUGACUCCAAGUUUUGGGAAAGUUACCUUUCUAAUGAAAUGAGGCAUCCACAUGAUGAUAGAAGGAUGUAACUUUUCCCAGUUUGGAGUCAGCUGUUAUCUUCCCUUCAAACAACUAAAUUGGAAAGUAAUGAAAACAUCAAAAGAAAAUGUUUAUACGGAUUCGAGCUUUCAUUUGCAGGGACUGUGUGUUUCUAUUAGUGCCUGGAACUUGUUUAAAAACAAAAAUCAGUAGACACAACGUAAACUCACAGAGAACUCUGACAUGUCAGAGAUUUGUUUCUGAUCUUGUUUUAAGAGCCGCUCUUUGCCGUUGGGCAUUCAGAAGGUAGAAUACUCACACAGGGCAUUUCUUUCAAAUGUUUCCUACUGAGCCCACAUCAGAAUUCCUUUGGGCUUUAGGGCCUUAUUUUGAGAAACACUUUCUUCAUGUUACUCUUUUGUCAUCCACUUAAAUUUUAGAAAGUAGAUUUAUUGGAUAAGCAGCAAUUUAGUACCUUCUGCAUGCUUCUGAACAAAUUUUACAUGGAUGACUUUGAUAGAAAUCUUACUUGCUGUCCCCAGCAAAACCUUGUCAGUUUUGUACCCAUUAUACACAAAUGAUCAGCAUUUUAAACCUUUAUUCAGCGUGAUAUGUGGUUUUUAAAAUGUUUACGUAGUAAGAUUGACUAUGCAUGUUUUAUGCAGAUUUGCAUUACGAAUUUAUUUUUAACUGUAUUUUAUUUCUUGCAACCUUUCAAGGUUGGGCCAGUUCUUAUUAUAUAAAAGUUUUCACCAAAUAUUUACCAGGAGAAUAAGGUAGUUACAGCUUGACUAGUUGGAUUUUUGAUAUUCUGGGUCACAAUUUACUUUGCAUAAGUGUUCGGACAGAUUAUUUUUAUGCACAUGCAGCAUGAUUUAAAUUUUAAGUACCUUUCUUGGUGAAGCUACAGCUACUUUAUCAAUUUGUUUUAUUUUGAUUUUGUCCUGCAGCACGCAGCCUUGAUCAUCAUAACACAAUCUGUAUGUGUUUACCUCUUUUCUUAUGUUCAAAGUCUUUAAAUCAAACAUGUAAUAUACAUCACAACCAUACUAUAAAACUGCCAUGUUAGAUUUUGCAGCCGUAUUAUAAAACUGCCAUGGGGAUUUGCAUUUUCACUAGUCUCAAUCUACAGUAAACCUCAAGUGAAAUCUGCCACCUCCACCCCAGGACUCAUGGUGACUUACGACUGCUCUCUGCCUCAAUCCUCACUCACUGAAGGUCUGCCGCAUCGGUCUGCCCUGUCACGAACCACGUGUAUGGGUGCAGUAACAGCUGCACAUGGUUGUAUAUAACAGCAAUCUUAAACUUUCAAUGCCUUGUGUGUUGUAAUGGACACACAAUCUAUUGUCGUCAAAUAAACAUUUUCUGCAUUUUGGUGCCUGCAA